This is a messenger RNA of Macadamia integrifolia, 1296 nucleotides long. Its product is annotated as replication protein A 70 kDa DNA-binding subunit B-like. Bases 19 to 1167 code for a protein of 382 amino acids. The record is from RefSeq and is a predicted model, not a curated record. NCBI's taxonomy places the organism in Eukaryota, Viridiplantae, Streptophyta, Magnoliopsida, Proteales, Proteaceae. The transcript has 8 exons.
ACAAAAAUUCAAGCAAUAAUGUUCAAUGAUAUUGUUGAUCAAUUAGUUGACACAUUGGUUAUAGGAAUGACUUAUUUCAUAUUUGAUGCAACUGUCAAAAGAGUCAAUCCAAAGUUCACAAAUGUAAAUAAAGAACAUGAAUUGACUCUAAACAACAAUACAAAAAUUGAAGAAGCUGAUGUCCACUUAAAUGUAGAAAAGUCAAGAUAUCAAUUCAUCAAGAUCAAUGAAUUGAAAUGGGACAUUGAUAAGAGUAAUAAAUUAUUAGAUAUUAUUGGAAUUCUUGUAGAGGUACAAAAUGUGUUCUCCAUAACAACAACGAAAGGCGUGAAAACGAAUAAGAGAGAAAUUAAAAUAAUCGACAAAGAAUCUGCUCCAGUAAUGCUCACGUUAUGGGACAAUUAUGCAAUAAAUGAAGGAAGCAAAUUGAUGGAUAUUAUAGGAGAAAAUCCUGUGAUUGCUUUUUCAUCAAUUAAACAGAUAGACUACCAAGGUGGCUCACUUGGUACAACAGCAUUUACAACAAUUGAUAUAAAUCCAAUGAUCACAGAAGUGGAUGAAUUAAAAAAAUGGUUCACAUUAAAAAAUGGAUCGAAGAAAAUACUUCUCAAAGCUUCUAACGAAGAUAAAUACAAGAAAGUUGAACGGAUUGAAAUGAAAGAUUUAAUGGACAAAGAAUAUAAAACAAUCCUGAAUCAAUAUUAUUAUUUUGAAGGAAAUAUUGUAAAUCUGGAGAAUGAAAAGCUAUGGUACAAUGCAUGCAAAACAUGCAAAAAAAAGGUACAAUUAAAGGGAGAUCAUGCAACAUGUGACAAAUGUCAAAAUGAUGAUACAGAAUAUACACAGAAGUACUUCGGAAAAUUCAAGAUCAAAGACUCAACUGAAAUAAUAACUGUGACAAUCUUUGAGGAACUUGAAACACUUAUAGGAUGUUCAGCAAUUGAAUAUGCAAUAUCAUCAGAAAAGUACAAACAAAAAUUGGAUGUGUGCCUAUCAAAGAACUAUUAUUUCUACUUCAAAAUGGAUUCAAAAAAUGAAGGAAGUCGAAAAUCAAGAAGCAUUGUUAUCGAUACUAUGAAAGAACGAAAUGCGCAAAAAAGAAGCAUCAUAGAUGUUGAGGACGAUGAAGACAAAAAAGGAAAAAAAAUUAAAAUAGAAAAAGAUUAAGCAAUACCAUUUGAUCUUUAGCCCAAAACAAUUAUUAUUUGUUGCAGCAAAUAUUCAUGGGCUUCUUCAAAUAAUUUAAAAUUUUAAACUUAUGUUACAAAUGUAGGAGAUUUAGAUACUCUAUUUCAA